AUGGACGACUGGGAAUCCACUACCAAGAUCGGCAGCAAGGUCCGCGGCGCCGGUACCGCUCAGCGCGAGACGACCAUCAAAGGAAAGAGCGCUCUCAAUGCCGCCCAGCGUAGCGGUGCCAUCGUCGCCACGGAGAAGAAGUUCUCCACCGCCAAUGUCAGCAGCAACCCCGAAGGCCAACGUCUCACAAAAGUCGACCGUGCCGAUGGCCCCGUAGCCACCAAGAAAGUCCCCGACGAAGUCUCCAAAGCCCUCCAGACGGCGCGCACCAAGCUCAAGAACCAAAAGGGAGCCACCAUGACACAAAAGGAUCUAGCGGCCAAGGCGAACGUCGACGUUGCGGCUGUCGCGGCUCUGGAGCGGACAGGCGCAGAUUUCCCCAGCAUGGAUGUUGUGCUGAAGUUGCAGAAGGCUGCGAAUGUGAGGCUUACGGGCACCAAUAUCGGGGAGCCCAUGCUGGGACCCAAGAAGAAGUGA
Ramularia collo-cygni is the source of this 477-nucleotide messenger RNA. RefSeq names its product related to multiprotein bridging factor MBF1. Gene Ontology annotation, cellular component: nucleus. Gene Ontology annotation, molecular function: DNA binding. The transcript is spliced from 2 exons. The record is from RefSeq and is a predicted model, not a curated record. The coding region runs from base 1 to 477 and encodes 158 amino acids. NCBI's taxonomy places the organism in Eukaryota, Fungi, Ascomycota, Dothideomycetes, Mycosphaerellales, Mycosphaerellaceae.